Equus quagga is the source of this 1916-nucleotide messenger RNA. RefSeq names its product phosphatidylinositol specific phospholipase C X domain containing 2 (gene PLCXD2). The transcript has 4 exons. Gene Ontology annotation, biological process: lipid metabolic process. Gene Ontology annotation, molecular function: phosphoric diester hydrolase activity. The coding region runs from base 509 to 1534 and encodes 341 amino acids. Lineage: Eukaryota; Metazoa; Chordata; Mammalia; Perissodactyla; Equidae. The record is from RefSeq and is a predicted model, not a curated record.
GUCCGUGCCGACACGCCGGGGAGGGCUCGCAGGCAGGCCCAGCUUAGGUGGCAGCCCAGGGACACACACGGAAGACAAAUCAGGCCGGCGAUGGUGCGUCCGGGCGCUCACGUGUGUACAGACCCGCCGGCUUGUCUAUAUGCGGUGUGGGCACCUGUCGUGUGAGUGGCUCCGGGUGUGGCUGCUCGUCGGUCGUGCAGUUUCUGUAAGAUUUAUCCCUAGGGGCCUACCUUCCCCAGCUCCAGAGGGGAACGUAAGAAGUUUAACUGAGCCGGGUCUGAGCAGAUUAAGCGAGUGGAACAGCCGCUGGGCCGGGCCGGAGAGGGUGGGGAGUGCGGGUGUUGGGGGUUAGGGACCACCUAUUCGUCCCGUCUGCCAGGCAGAAAGGCCUUUCGGCAAGACUGGCUUGACAGAGGUGGCCCUGAAAUGCCUCGAGAGCCUAGGCAAUAAUGAUCACUGAGUGAGUGGCACUGGGCUGACCCUGGGCAGUUUGUUGACUGACAGAGUGAUGCUAGCAGUUAGGAAGGCGAGGAGCAAACUCAGGAUGGGGACCAUCUGCUCCCCCAACCCCAGCGGGACAAAGACAUCAUCGGAGGUCUGCAAUGCCGACUGGAUGGCCUCGCUGCCCCCUCACCUCCACAACGUCCCCCUUUCCAAUCUGGCAAUCCCAGGUUCCCAUGACUCAUUCAGCUACUGGGUAGAUGAAAAGUCCCCGGUGGGGCCUGAUCAAACCCCAGCUAUCAAACGCCUCGCCAGGAUCUCCUUGGUGAAGAAGCUGAUGAAGAAAUGGUCUGUGACUCAGAACCUGACUUUCCGAGAACAGCUGGAAGCUGGGAUCCGCUACUUCGACCUGCGUGUGUCUUCCAAGCCAGGGGAUGCUGACCAGGAGAUCUACUUCAUUCAUGGGCUCUUUGGCAUCAAGGUCUGGGAUGGGCUGAUGGAGAUUGACUCCUUUCUUGCACAGCACCCGAGGGAGAUUGUCUUCCUGGAUUUCAACCACUUCUAUGCCAUGGAGGAGGCCCAUCACCAACGCCUGAUUCUCCGCAUCCGGGAGGCCUUUGGAAGCAAGCUGUGCUCAGCCUGCAGUGUGGAGAGUCUGAGGCUACAGACCCUGUGGGAGAAGAAGUGCCAGGUUCUUAUUUUCUAUCACUGUCCCUUCUACAAGCAAUACCCCUUCCUGUGGCCAGGAAAGAAGAUUCCAGCACCCUGGGCAAACACCACAAGUGUGCACAAGCUAAUCCUCUUCUUGGAGACCACUCUGAGUGAGCGGGCCCCUCGCGGCUCCUUCCACGUCUCUCAAGCAAUUCUCACCCCCAGAGUGAAGACCAUUGCCCGAGGCCUGGUUGGUGGCCUCAAGAACACUCUGGUUCACAGGAAUCUUCCCGCCAUCCUGGACUGGGUGAAAACUCAGAAGCCCGGAGCCAUGGGGGUCAACAUUAUCACAUCUGACUUCGUGGACCUGGUGGACUUUGCCACAACUGUCAUUGAAUUGAAUGACCUCCUGCAGGAGGAUAGAGCUUUAGCUAAAUGCUGAUUUAAUUUUUCAUUUAACUUAAUGUUGAAUUUGUUGAUCCAGGCAAGAGUGCUAAAGGAUUUCCUGUUGGGAUGGCCCCUGGGCUGUGAUGCUAAAAUAAGUAAGAGGAGGGCAUUUUUUUCCCUCCUAACAGGGCCAUUUGGAUAAAAUUACAGGGCAUUUAAUGGCAUUUUUCCCAAAUGAGACUUUCAAAGAACUUAAGUCCAAGGGAAGAAAGCAUGUUUCACAUGAUCAAGGUCAGGAUCUGCCCACUGGCUUCUGAUGUUGAAUGUAGUACGGAAAUAGGGUCUCCACGUCCCACUGGGGUAUUGGGUGUCCCCUAAUUGGCCCAGUUCCCUGUUGUCUUCUAGGAUGUUGUGUUUGAGCCAGUGAGAAGGCUGAA